CACAAACACAACCACACAACCACACUCUCACACACUCUCACACAAACAGGAAGCUUUGAAGGAACUCGUCCUCGGCUGCCUGGCGGGUCAGAGUCUCACCUCAGUGAAGCUGAGCCCUGUCAUGGAUCCUCGUGCCUCGUGUGUGAGAGGAUGAAACCUCAGGAGACAGGAGACUGAGGACAUGCUGGGAAGUGGCUGUUCGAUGAAAGAAAGUCAGGGCCUGUUGGACGCUGGACGUCCGGGGGACAGCAGGAGCCGGUGCAGCUCCUCACGCCGUCUCUGCUUCUGCUUCAUCCUGGUGUUUGCAGUCGGGUAUCUGUUCCUGUACAACACAAACCUGCCGGAGAGCACGACCGCCUGGAGCCCGAAGUGGCUCCAGCACUUUAAUUCAACCAAGUGGUGGACACCUUUCAAGAGUCUGACUCAGAGCAAGAAGUCUCCCAACACCACAGAUCCCAGCAGGGUCACUGGUUCUACUGGAGCUGCUGCCGGGCUCACCGCUGACAGCAGCUCCUCAGGGACUGAUCAGGUGACACAGAGCAGCUCGGCCCCCCCACUGGCUCCUUACGUGUCUCCUGGACCGUAUCUAGUGGAAUAUCCUCAUCAGUACCACUUCACCAUCAAUGAGCCGCAGACGUGCGCGGAGCAGCAGCCUUUCCUGGUUCUGAUGGUUCCUGUGGCGCCCCAGAACCGGGCCGACCGGGACAUCAUCCGCAGGACGUGGGGAGGGGACAGCCACGUCCUGGGUAAAGUGGUGAAGCUGUUCUUCCUGCUGGGGCUGAAGACUGGAGAGGGAACAGAGCAGCUCCCAGAGCAGCUGCUGCAGGAGAGAAAAGAGCACCAGGACCUGAUCCAGAGCGACUUCGUGGACUGCUACAAGAACCUGACCAUCAAGACCAUGGUGAUGCUGGAGUGGCUGGACACCUACUGCUCCAACGCCUCCUACGCCAUGAAGAUCGACUCGGACAUGUUCCUGAAUCUGCCCAAUCUCAUCCACAUGUUGAUAAACGCCUCGAGGACCAACUACCUGACCGGCCUCGUGGCGAGUGGAGCGGCCGUUCUGAGGGAUCCGAGCUCCAAGUGGUACGUUCCUGUCGAGGUCCACCCCAGUCCGCAGUACCCCCGCUACGCUCUGGGCCUCGGCUACGUGCUGUCCUUAGAUCUCCCGAGAAAGUUGGUGGAAGCAGCCAGAGACGUGCGAGCUCUGUACAUUGAAGACGUGUAUCUGGGGUUGUGUAUGCAGCACCUGGGCAUCCCCCUCACCGACCCCCCCGGCCCGGGCUACUUUUACGUGUUUCCUGUGUCGUACAAUCGCUGUGCGUUCUCCAGGCUGAUCGCCACCACCACUCACGAGAACGCUGAUCGGACCUCGAUCUGGACGGACUUUAAAAAACCAGGCCCGUUCUGCUGACGUGUGAAAAAGAAACUUAUUUGUAUAGCACCAAAUCAUAAUAUAUAUUGUCUCAGGGAUCUUUACAUAGAAAGUGGAGACUGGUUCUGGUUAACAUUUUAUUAUAGUUUGUUUUUAAUCUGCCGUCCUCUCAGGUUCACGCUGAGCAGAACAAACCUCAUCGAGCUGGUUCUGGUUCGCUGAGAGUCGGAGGUUUGGUGUGAAGGGUUAGGGUUAGGGUUAGGUUAGGGUUAGGGUUAGGGUUAGGGUUGGUGUGUUUGCUGGUAGGUGGAGUUACACUGAAGGGCUUGGUUUGACGUUUUGAAUUUCCAUCAUUGUCCAUAAAAGAGAAGUUGCUGCUUUGUGUGGAACCACAAAUCCUGAAAUGUGUCCUGAGUAGAAGGAACUAAUCCUUCACGCCUCAGGGAGAAACCUGCUCUGUGGUUUGUUUGUUUAAAACCGGACUGACCUGCUCUCGCUCCAAACAGGUUCCAACUCGUCGUCCGGUUCAAUGAGCCGGAGCAGCUUCCUGGAGAGUCGUGAGAUCAUCUCCUCUGUGAUGUCACACUGUCCUACGACAACAGGCAGUGACACAGUUUCUAUAACUUCUCCUCAAAUUUGCUGCUUUAUAUCUUUUACACAGACUUUAUAAAUAUUCUAUAAUCUCCACUGAGUCACAGGAACAGCAAAUCCACCGUCACCAACGUUCAAACUUUAUCUCAAAGUUAAUAAAAGACUUUUAAGAAGAUAGAGACUUUUAUAUUGAAGAUGUCAAUUUGCUAAAUAGUCUAGUUUGGCACGUUUUUGUUUUUCAAAAUAAAAUGCGCACUUUUCCAAUGCCACUCUGAGCUGUUAUUAAUGUGAUGAUGUGACUUACUGAAGGAUCAUUAAUGUGUAGCACUAGAACGCAUGAAUGUGAAUCAGAGAACUCAGGUUAGAGGCCUCUCUCUGUGGGGGGGGAACAGACACACUUCCCGAUGUGUGUCAGAGUGUUUGUGUUGUCGUGUAGCAGCAUGUUCGCUCGCCCUGUCUCAACUGUUGGACAGUCGGUCAAACUGUUUAUAUAUCGAUGACAUCACAUCCUGCUGUGAUGAGACUGUUCUUUAUGUUCAUGGACUCAAGCUAAUGUUAAAAUCAUGAUUCAUUAUUAGCAGCAGCCAGAGUCUACACACUAUUGUUGAAGAUAUAACUCCUGUGCAAACAGGAACCUUCUGAGUCAGUGGUUAAAACACUGAUCUCAGGUCAGUGUGGUGCUUCUCCAGUCGUACUCAGAUUCAACACAACUUUCUAAAGCAACUGUUCUCAGGCCCUUUCGGGAGUUUGAGUACUUUGUGUUGAACGUCUACUUGGUUCAGGGAUACUUUGAUGUAAACUUUAUUUUAAUAUACCUUUGUUUAAACACGUUUUACAUUUCUUCCUGUAUGUUUUAUUUUCAAAUGAUUGUCUGGAUGUGACGCACAUUAAGCUUCUUCUAAUGAAAACGGCUUUAUGAAUUAAACUCCUCAUGACUCUGCA
Molecule: messenger RNA, 2905 nt
Organism: Pleuronectes platessa (European plaice)
Lineage: Eukaryota; Metazoa; Chordata; Actinopteri; Pleuronectiformes; Pleuronectidae
Product: beta-1,3-galactosyltransferase 1-like
Exons: 3
Coding region: 182-1411 (409 amino acids)
Cellular component (GO): membrane
Molecular function (GO): N-acetyl-beta-D-glucosaminide beta-(1,3)-galactosyltransferase activity
Source: RefSeq, a predicted model, not a curated record